UUUGAGUGAUGACCGUGACAUUCAAGAUCAUGACUUCCCUUUCCUUCCGUCCCCUGCCUUGCCUCUCUCCUAUUUAAUUACACACCCCAUACACACUACUAGGAAGUGACAAGCCCAUUUAUUUUCUUCAGUUCUGCUUCUUCUUUCCACUAAUUAAGGCCAUGGUCAUGGCUGAAAAACAGAUCUUUGUUUCCAUGGUCCUUGUUUUGCUUUUGGUUGUUUUUUCUAGUGCUGUUCAUCACCAUGCAGUAAAUGAAGUAGAAGAAGAAGCAGAUAGGAUAUCUUCACUUCCUGGCCAGCCUAAUGUCUCUUUUCAACAAUUCUCUGGCUAUGUUACUGUUAACAAAGUUGUUGGUAGAGCUCUCUUCUACUGGCUCACUGAGGCUGUCCAUGACCCCUCGUCUAAACCCUUGGUUGUUUGGCUCAAUGGAGGUCCUGGUUGCUCUUCUGUGGCAUAUGGUGCUUCUGAGGAAAUAGGGCCAUUUAGAAUCAACAAGACUGCCUCAGGAUUGUACCUUAACAAGUUCUCAUGGAACUCCGUGGCCAACCUCUUGUUCCUGGAAACUCCUGCUGGUGUUGGCUUCUCUUACAGCAAUCGGUCCUCUGACUUGCUUGAUACUGGCGAUAUUCGCACUGCCAAGGACUCGUUGGAAUUUCUGGUUGGAUGGAUGAAUCGAUUCCCACGAUAUAAGCACCGAGAAGUAUAUCUUACUGGAGAGAGUUAUGCAGGCCACUAUGUUCCUCAGCUGGCUAGAGAAAUUAUGAUGUACAACAAAAGGUCCAAGCAUCCAAUAAAUCUUAAAGGAUUCAUGGUUGGGAAUGCAGUUACGGACAACUAUUAUGACAACCUUGGAACAGUGACGUACUGGUGGAGCCAUGCAAUGAUCUCUGAUAAAACAUAUCAGCAGCUCGUCAACACUUGUGAUUUUCGAAGGCAGAAGGAGUCAGACGAAUGUGAAUCAUUGUAUAGUUAUGCCAUGGAUCAAGAAUUUGGAAACAUUGAUCAGUACAACAUUUAUGCACCCCCUUGUAACAACUCUGAUGGUAGCACCUCCACUCAUCAGAGUAUUCGAUUGCCUCACCAUCCCUACAAGCUUGUCAGGCCAUUGUCUGGCUAUGAUCCCUGUACUGAAAAAUAUGCUGAGAUUUAUUACAAUAGACCAGAUGUGCAGAAAGCACUCCAUGCCAAUGUGACCAAAACUCCUUACAAGUGGACAGCUUGCAGUGAAGUACUAAAUCGUAACUGGAACGACACGGCUGUUUCGGUUCUCCCAAUUUACCGAGAAAUGCUUGCUAGUGGAUUGAGGAUUUGGGUAUUCAGUGGCGACGUCGACUCAGUUGUGCCAGUUACAGCUACUAGAUACUCCCUUGCUCAACUUAAAUUAGCGACAAAAAUUCCAUGGCAUCCUUGGUAUGUUAAGAAGCAGGUGGGAGGGUGGACAGAGGUAUAUGAAGGACUGACAUUUGCAACAGUGAGAGGGGCUGGUCAUGAAGUGCCACUUUUCAAGCCAAGAGCAGCCCUUCAGCUAUUCAAAUCAUUUUUGAAAGGACAGCCCCUUCCCAAGUCUUGAAAAGAAAAACCCUCCUGUAUUUUAGUGAAACAUUCUGUUGUUAUUGGUGGAAUGUAGACAAAAGGAUGUCUCAUUUUUAGUUGACCAUUGAAACAAAAUUAGUGGGAAGAAAGAGUUUGGUUGUGUAAUAGCAGCAAAUGGAAUGGUUUGUAAUUGUGCAAUAACCAGUUUGAAUUAUGUUUUCAACAAAUAUUAUUUGGUGG
Molecule: messenger RNA, 1774 nt
Organism: Populus euphratica (Euphrates poplar)
Lineage: Eukaryota; Viridiplantae; Streptophyta; Magnoliopsida; Malpighiales; Salicaceae
Product: serine carboxypeptidase-like 25
Exons: 8
Coding region: 162-1571 (469 amino acids)
Biological process (GO): proteolysis
Cellular component (GO): vacuole
Molecular function (GO): serine-type carboxypeptidase activity
Source: RefSeq, a predicted model, not a curated record